Molecule: messenger RNA, 3150 nt
Organism: Protopterus annectens (West African lungfish)
Lineage: Eukaryota; Metazoa; Chordata; Ceratodontiformes; Protopteridae
Gene: PHACTR1
Product: phosphatase and actin regulator 1
Exons: 14
Coding region: 427-2094 (555 amino acids)
Biological process (GO): stress fiber assembly; cell motility
Molecular function (GO): actin binding
Source: RefSeq, a predicted model, not a curated record
UUAGAAAAGUGUACCUAUAUAAAAGAGGAGGUACUUAUCAUGUGCACCUUUUUUCCUUUUAAGGAGUAUUUAUACAUUAUUCAUUUCUUCAUGUCUCUGCUGCAAAUCUGAAAGCCUGCAUGUGGUAUAGAAACAUUUAAGUAUCUACCAAUAUAUUAUAAUGAUAGAAAUAGCUUCAUGAAUUCACAAGUCCUCAAUGAAGAGCUCUUGGUUGCUAUGAAACAUUGUGUCGAGCCAUUGUGCAAGCUUCAAUUUCUUUAGCUGACUGCAGAUGAACAGAAUACUUAUGUCUUUUUCAUAUGAUGAGAGCCUUGAUGGAUUAAUUUUACACUGACUUCAGUGAUAUUUUUAAUCUGGAACCCUUGGUCUUCACUGUGGCACAGGUUAAGAAGUUUUGUCGCUUAAACUUUGAACAACCAAGAAGCCAUGACUUCCUGGAGAAAUGAUUUUUGGAUGGACAUUGAAUCUAGCCCUCGCCUGCUUUACAGCCAUGGAGCACAAGGUCGCCGACCUACCUUUCUUGCUGCAUAUCCAUUAAUGGCUAAUUCUUCUGAGGAGGAUAUAGAUCGCCGUCCCAUCAGGAGAAUGAGAUCGAAGAGUGAUACACCUUAUCUGGCAGAGGCCCGGAUUUCUAUGAACCUGGCAGCAGCUGAAGAAGCUGGAAGACUGUCUGCCAUGCGUUCAGAUUCUCUUGUGCCAGGAACCCACAGUCCUCCAAUUAGAAGAAAAAGCAAACUUGCUAACAUAGGAAGAAUCUUUAAACCAUGGAAAUGGAAAAAGAAGAAAAGUGAAGCUUUCAAACAGACAUCUGCAGUACUGGAACGAAAGAUAUCAAUGAGGCAAAGUAGAGAGGAACUUAUCAAACGGGGACUACUGAAGGAAAUCUUUGAAAAAGAUGGUGACAUUUCAUUUCCAGGAGGAGACAUCAGAAAUGAAAAUGUAAAGUCUCACGAAUUUAGCCAAGCCUUACUUUCUCAAGUUUUGGAUUCUGAAUCCAAACUCCCCUCCCUAGAAAUUUCUAUGUUUGAUAUGCCUUCACCUUCAGACCCCAUGGAUGGAACAGAAUCUGCUGUCCCUGUUAAACUUCCAUGUAUGCAAGUGAAAGUGUCUCCACCACUGCCUUCAAAGAAACCAAUGAUCUGUAUGCCCAUAGGCAACUCUGGCAAUUCUUACAAUCUGUAUUCCACACAAAAAAGUUCUCAGCAGUACCAACCCACACUGUCUUCACAAGUAACAGCUGCCCAUCAACACCAGCUCCAGUAUGGCAGUCAGCACAGUACCAGUGGAUCCAACACAGUACCCAUACAUACGUCAAUGUCUCCCAGCCGGAUGAGAGAGGCACUUAACAAGACACUGUCAGCGAAGAUGCAAAGGCUGGAAAGCUCCAGUAUGCACACAAGUGAUGGCACAAAUAAAAGUGGGAACAUACCAGACAAGAGGCAGGUGCCAGUGGUAGUGAUUGAGUGUGAAGAUGACAAAGAAAAUAUGCCUACUAACAGUGAUUAUGAAAUCAAUUCCUACAACUAUAAGGAAAGCGAUGAAGAGGAGGAGGAGGAAGAGGAAGAUGAUGAAAGCACUUUUACAAGCUCUCUGGCAAUAAAGGUAUUUAGGCAAGAUUCACUGGAAAUGCGGCUGAGCAACCGGCCUUCCAAAUAUGAGCUGGAGGAGAAAAAUAUUAUCCCAAGGCAGACUGAUGAAGAGCGAAUGGCACUAAGGCAGCAGAUUGGGUCAAAGUUAACAAGGCAACUUAGUCAGAGGCCAACUGCAGAAGAACUGGAACAAAGGAACAUUCUAAAAUCAAGAAAUGAACAAGAAGAGCAGGAAGAGAAAUGUGAAAUAAAGAGAAGAUUAACAUGGAAGCUCAGUCAGAGACCUACAGUAGAAGAGCUUCGGGAAAAAAAGAUCCUCCUCCAUUUCAGUGAUUAUGUUGACGUUGCAGAUGCUCAGGAUUAUGACAGAACUGCAGACAAACCAUGGACACGACUUACAGCUUCAGAAAAAGCAGCUAUUCGCAAAGAGCUUAAUGAGUUCAAAAGUUCAGAAAUGGAAGUGCAUGAAUUAAGUAAGCACCUAACAAGGUUUCACAAACCUUAGCACUUGUCUGAUAUAUGAUACAUACCUGCCAUGCUGUUUCUUUACUUCAUUUUCAACAACAAACUGUAAGUGUUUAGAUUAUUAAACAACAAGCAAAACAAUAAAAUCAGGCUUUACUCGUCAUCCUAUUUUGUUAAAAAGUAACGUACUUGGAUUUGUUGGAUCCUGUUGUUUCAAAGAAUCCACUGUAAAUCAGCGGUCUUUAAUGUCCAUGUAAGGAAUGGAACACUACAACCUGCCACUAGUUGGUGAAUAUGUAAUCAUUGGUUUCUUGUGCUGUAUUAUUUAUCAAAAUGGGAAAUGCGUUGUCACUCAUCAUUCUUUUUUUUCCACAAAUGCACUUUGUGAUGACUGUCUAGCAAAAUCCAAGCCAGCAUUUGUCAUGUUAUUCAAGACUGGAGAAAUGAGGAAAAAUAGACAAAUGCAGCAAAACAUCUGUCUCGUGUCAAUCAGGAUUAGUAAUAAGGAAGGGUUCAAAAACAGUACCAUCCCCAUCCAAUGCGGACUCUGCUUUACAAGGAAUGCCUUUAUUGGGAGCAUUCAUUUUUACUAUAAAAAAUGUUUUAUUUCAUCAUUUAAAUCAAUAUAUUAAGCUGGUCAAAACUGUUGUUACUACAUUGUAGGUAAAGUACUAAAGCAAAAUGUUCCAUUUUUUUAAUUUAUUUUAUAAACUAAAGGUAGCUUAAGAAAAUCAGUGCUAUAGUAACACAUUUUGCCUUCCAAAUACUGCCAUUAUUGUAAAUUUCAAUCUGCACUGUAAACAAUGUUUUAAAUGUUUUUAUUUUAGAAAAUGUAACAGGCAGGUCACAUGUUUCAUUUAAUAUACUGUAGCAGGUGUACUAAAAGGUAUUUCAAAUUUUAUUGGAAUGUUUAAAUGAUUGCUGUUUGACAUAUUCAGAAAUGACGUGAUUUGUUUUGAAGCAAAUUAAAUCUACUAAAAGAAGGUUUGUGUUGACUAAAUGCUAGGUUAGCUUUACCUCUAGCUUUGUUACAUGAAGGAUUCAAAUCACUAACAUGUACUGAAUGCAAUAAAAUAGAUGGAUUUAAUAAAUUAAA